AUAAAGCAAAAAUUAUUAUUAUUACUAUUAGUAUUGGAGCAGGUUGGAAAAGAUUUGCGAGUAGUCAGGCCAAAACAUAGCAUCAGUCUUUUAAAUUUUUUACUGUUUAUCCCAGACACCUGGGGAAAUGUACCUUUCGAUGAGAGUCUUCGAGUUGCUUAAAAUGUAUGCCAGGCUGCUAAUAACAUGCCUCUUAAUCACUUUCAAUGGUACAGAUUUCUUAUCUCCAUUUUAUUUACCACCUAACUAUUCCCCUAGUCAUCACCUUGGUCCAGUGUAGUUUCAUUAUCUUUCUUUUCUUAAAUGUUGCAACUUCUAGACUUUUGUGUGGUCUUAUGUUGUUAGAGCAGUCAUCAAAGUAGGACGUCCAGUGCUUCUGCAUGAAUAGAUAGAUAUUCUUCAUGCCAGAAAGAUAACCUAGUCACCUUGUUAGUCUUUGUGGAUCAUUACCGAUGUUAUUUUCUUUCAUAUGGUAAGGGUCAGUUUUAUUUGUCUGAUUAUAGGGAAAACCUACCUGAAACAUUUGCUUCUGUGACUUGUACACUUCGUUGGUUUAUUCCUCAAGGGGCUUUUACACUAAAAAUCAGUAUCACUAACGUUGAUAUUUCCAAUAAAAAGAAAUACGGUUAACAGCUGAAAUAUUCAUUUACGGUGUCACAUAACAAGAGAUAUGGAUUUACAUAUGACACUUCAGUUCACUUCAGGUAUUCAUGUUUAAUGGGGAUCAGUUAAACAGAGUUGAUUAUUACGUUUAAUGCACUGCUAGUGUUUUUGCUACUACUUUUAUCUAGACAUUGACGUGUAUUCUGAAAUUAAAGUAUGCGUGGUGAGAAGAUAAUUAACUCUGGGUAGGUGAUAGUAGUUUAUCAAAUAUAUAUAUAUUUUCAAAAGUGUACCGAAACUAUGCCUGGUGGAUAGUUCAUCCACCUCUGAAGACGAGCCAUUAUACACAAUCACCAAUGAUAAAAACUAUUCACCACGUUCAGAUUCAACAGUUAGCUGGGGUACAGAAUCACUAAGUGAUUCCAGUCGCAAUUUUUCCAUACGUCCUGCUGUUUAUCCACCUUGGGCGACACAUUUACCUUUGGACUCAAUGCUAAGUCAUAUAGAAGAUAAUAAACCUGAAAACUUACAGGAUGAUGGUGGACAAAUGUCUUCAACACAUGGUGAUAUCACUCAUCGCAUAUGUUCUGAUCUAGAAAACAUGUGGAGGAGCGAACAUGCAAAAAAUGUAUCUGAUUACAAGGAAAAUCUAAGAAAUCAGACUACUACUACUACUACUACUACUCGAGAUGUUGGCAAUACAAUCACACCCAAACAGCUAGUUGAUUACUCUCUUCGUCAGAUACCAGGUCUUUCUAGACCAAGUAAACAAACUAUGGAUCAUUUAAUUGUUGGUAACGAUAUACAAACUAAUCUGAAUAGCAGUCGCAUAUGGUUUACUGCACGUCUACUUGUAUUUGACAGUAGUGAUAUUGUACAGAGUAAAAGGCAAUCGAAAUAUACAAGUGACAUGGAAUGGACAAAUUCUAUAUCCUCAUUUGCACUACGUAAUUUCAUUGGGAUAGGCUUUCCACACGACUCUACAAUAGCAUUAUAUGAAGAUCAUAAAACUGGAGUAAGUUCUAAGCCACUACCAUUUCUUCGGAGGUCAGUUUAUCAUUGUGCCUGGGGUUCUAGGCGUGGUCAAACUUAUCUACCAGAAGUUGACCUUUUUCCUGGGGCAGUAUUAUUUAUUCACUAUUCAAAUGAAUUCAAAACACCUAAUUCGUUGAAACAGUAUUUUAAUCGUACUGGAAGUAUCCUUCGUAUUCUUAUAACUGGAGUGGAUCGACCGGCUAAACGCAAAGCACUUGAAUCAGAAUUAUCCCGACAAGGAGUACCUAAAGACCAGUGGUAUUCUGUUAUGGCUAAACUCCAUGUUGCACGUUUAUUGAUCAGACCAAGGAAUUUGAUGCAAUUGUAUAAAUUACAGUGUGUAUGGCGUCGAGAAUUACGUAAACGUACCAGACCUAUUGAAGCUUUUUUAAAUCUACACUUAUACUAUCGCAAUGCUUUGAAGGAUAAUAAACAACUUGUGGAGAAGUUGAAACAAACUCAGGAAUGCUCUAACACCAAUACUGCGACUGCUGCUACUACUACUGCCAAUAAUAUAAAUAAUGUUAUUUUAAGUGAAGAAGAACUAUGCGUAUGUAAACAGAUAGUUCGUAAAAUACUAGAAGAUGGUUUAAUAUGGUUCAGACUACCUGAAAUAAACGAAGCGGAAAAUUUGAAUUUACUUUGGAAUGCCUUGGAGGAUUCGUCUGGUCACAAAGGGAUUCCUCAUUUUUCAGACUAUAUUUCACUUGUAUUUGGAGAACUGCCAGAGGUUCAUCGUGCCCUUUUAAGAAGAGUAUUUUUGAAAAUGGAUCCAAAUCUACUCGGUCAUAUCCAACUAUUGGAUAUUAAACGAUUUUAUAAUGCUCCCAAAUGGGCUGUGAAUCAACUGGGCAAUAAUAUAGCACAUUCACAGAUGGACCUAUUGAAUAUCUUCGAAAAAUUCAUCAGUAUUCGAAAUUGUUUAGAAUACAUAGAAUUUGAAAAUUAUUAUCAAGCUAUUUCAAUUGCUCUAGGAGAAUGUCCUGUGGAUCAAUUGAAGUCAGACGCUAGUUAUAUGGACUUGUGUUCACUACUUCCGUCGAGUGAAUGUGCUCAAAACUACUUCUUGGGUCAAGAGACUGUCAAUGGUUGUGAUACAUUUAAACGAAUGAUUGAAGACUCUUGGUGUAUUUAAUUUAAUGAAGGUGUGUCACACACACCAAAAAAAGCAAACUGACACAUUUGUAAAAUUCAGCUACACAGUCAGUGUUUUCUUAAGUGCUUUACUGGUAUUUUUUUAAAGUUUUUAAGUCUUCAUCUUUUGUACUGAUUUCAUUAAUUUACAAUUUUUCUAGUUUUAUUUUUUGUGUAUUCUUUUGUGCAUCCGGUGAGUUUUGUUUGAUACUCUGUGAUUUUAACCAACUCUCUAAAUGUUGUAUUUAGUUUGUACACAAUUUGUAUGUGGAGUACUU
This is a messenger RNA of Trichobilharzia regenti, 3050 nucleotides long. NCBI's taxonomy places the organism in Eukaryota, Metazoa, Platyhelminthes, Trematoda, Strigeidida, Schistosomatidae. The record is from the annotation of a GenBank genome assembly.